Pseudogymnoascus verrucosus is the source of this 630-nucleotide messenger RNA. RefSeq lists its product as uncharacterized. The transcript has 2 exons. Gene Ontology annotation, molecular function: (3R)-hydroxyacyl-[acyl-carrier-protein] dehydratase activity. Gene Ontology annotation, cellular component: mitochondrion. NCBI's taxonomy places the organism in Eukaryota, Fungi, Ascomycota, Leotiomycetes, Thelebolales, Thelebolaceae. The record is from RefSeq and is a predicted model, not a curated record. The coding region runs from base 1 to 630 and encodes 209 amino acids.
AUGCGCCUAUGCUCGAAGGCGGCUUCUUCAUCUGCCGCUGCGGCAGCCGAAUUCUUGCAGCGUACGUCCAAAGCUGUCUCUUUCGUACAGGAGCAGUUUCUUGAUCCAAACCAGCUCCAGAAGCUGUCGCUCACUCUGGGACGGCCGACACUCUACAAGUCCCUGAGAAUUGACUCAAAACCUCCACCUCAAGGUACACCACUGCCUCCAGGAUAUCAUCUAGCCUAUUUCACGCCCUCAGGAUGUGAGCAAGAACUUGGUCUUGAUGGAACCAUUACCCGCGACCACUGCCAAUCACCAGUUUCGCUAUUUCGAUUUUCAGCUCUCACUUUCAAUGCGCAUAAGAUCCAUUAUUCACGAGAGUGGUGCCGUGAUGUCGAGGGGCAUCGAGAUAUAGUGGUCCAUGGGCCGCUCAAUCUUAUCAACAUGCUCGACCUUUGGCGGGACAAUCAGGAAGCCGGCGACCAUGUGAUUCCCCAGAGCAUUGAUUAUCGAGCAACUUCACCACUGUAUGCUGGAGACCGUUACCGGGCUGUGAUGGAGAAGGGGGAGAACGGCCACGCUGAUAAUCUGUCUAUCUAUACACCGUCAGGGGCAGUUGCCAUGCGAGGCAAAAUCACAACUUUAUAA